AUGUCAAAACACAAAAAGGCAAAAGACAAGGCGAAGAAUUCUGUGAACAUCCAAAAGCUGCUGACACAUGGUGUAGCUGCGAGAUUGGUGUGGCAUGGUGCCAUCCAGCAACAUAAGGACUGCUACAAGCUUCAUCAGCUGCCUGACUUUCUGUCUGUGCUAAACAGCGAGUCUGCUUCAUUUGGAGGCCGUGCCAGGCUACGUCUUGUCCGUCUGGUUAUUACAAUCGUAAACAUCUUGGCUGCAUGGUAUUUUGUUCAUAUUACUUCUGCCUGGCCUCGCUAUUUAGCACAGACUCAAAGGAUUGAACCAUGUCAUGAUAUCGAUGAAUGUACAUCAUCACCAUGUGAUCCAUCUGCAACAUGUCGCAACACCAUUGGAAGCUAUGAAUGUUACUGUGGUGCAGGGCUUAAACCUGCCCCUGGGAGCUCCAGCAUCACAACAAUUUGUGAAGAUAUCGAUGAGUGUAAGUCGUCACCGUGUGAUCCAUUCGCGUUAUGCCGCAACUUGAAUGGGAGCUAUGAGUGUCACUGUGGUAAAGGGUUUACCCCCAGUCCUGGGAGCUCCGGCAAUGCAACAAUUUGUAAAGAUGUGGACGAGUGUGAGGAUGAAGAUGUAUGUGGCAGGAAUGCAACCUGUGUUAACUCCUUUGGGAGUUACCACUGUAUCUGUCGGACAGGAUUUGAUCCAGUUGCAGAACAGACAGGAAAGACCUGCACAGUGCAACCUCUCAACUGUCCCAACACAGAAAAGCCAAACGAUUCCACCCUCACAAAGUGUGGUGGGAAGCAUUCACAAACUCUCAAACAGACAAACUCGGAGGGUAUUGGGUCUUGUUCUGCAAUGGAAGCAGCUCACAAAUUACUUAACAAAGUCUGUCAGAAUUUCAGCGUCACAGGGGAUCUCCAGGCUGUCACAAACUUGACAAAUGGUCUCCUCAAUAGGAAUUCACGGCUGCAGAACAUGACGACCAGUCAGCGGUUAAAUGUCGUAGCGACCAUCUUGGAUCUUUUGGAGAAUACAGCAAUGGCUAUCGCUUUGACUUUGCCCAGAGGAGGAACAAAGUCAAUCUCAGAAGACUCUUUUGCUGCAAAGAUCCAGGUGCCUGGUAAUCAAAGUUUGCCAGACGACUUGGUAAGAAUCGAAAUCUGGAAUAACACCAUGGAGAUAAACUGGAGAACAGUCAUGGGAGCAAAGAACUCUGACUUUGCUGCAGUCUCCUUCUUUGUAUUCAGCGACAUGGAAUCCCUUUUGAACAGCGAGAUCCGUAAAGAUGGGGUCAAGCAAUUGGAGGCAACUGAAGGAACAAGUUGGUUAAACUCCAAAGUGGUAACAGCCAGAAUCAGUAACAAAGCAGCCAGUCGUGAACUGACAGAAAUGGUCAAUUUUACACUGAAACUCAACCAGGAUGCCAAAGAUCACGAGAAGGCUGAAUGCAUUUAUUUGAAGAUAACAGACGGGGGAAGUUUAUGGUCCCCUGAGGGCUGCUUCCUGAUUGGUUCCAGUGGAAGCUCCGUAAUGUGCCAAUGUGACCAUCUGACGAGCUUUGCUAUUUUAAUGUCUCCGAUUGAGAUUGAGGAAGGCUGGUCCUUGCUGCUGAUCAGCACAGUCGGGCUCACAAUAUCCCUGCUGUGCCUCGCCGCCUCCAUCGUUGUGUUCACAAAGUGCCGCUCCAUCCAAAAGGCCAACAUCAUCGUGUACAAGCACCUGAGCAUCAACCUCUUCCUGGCACAGCUCAUCUUCCUGACAGGAAUCCAUGUGACAAACAAGGUGGUUUGUGCCCUGGUUGCAGGUUGCCUACAUUACUUCUUUCUAACUGUCUUUGCCAGGAUGUUCCUGGAUGCUUUGCAGAUCUUCAUUGUGUGCAGACACCUCACAGUCACAAAGUUCACUCACACAUACGUCAUCAGACAGAGAUACCUGUAUCCUUCUGGCUACGCUGUCUCUGUGCUGAUUGUCAUUAUAUCGGCAACAAUCUAUCCCUAUGGCUAUGGAUCAGAAAAACACUGCUGGCUGAGCCUAGAGCGGGGCUUUCGAUGGAGUUUCCGAGGGCCAGUCUGCCUUGUGAUUGUGGUGAAUGUGGUGUUGUAUGGCUGGACGCUCUGCUUACUGAGACAUCAUUUGUCUUCACGUGACAUGAAUGUGUCAAAGAUUAAAGACACCACGACCCUGACCCUUAAGGCAGCUGCGCGAUUGUUUGUCCUGGGAAUCACUUGGAUCUUUGGAAUAUUUCGUUUCAACGAGAGCACCAACUUCCUCUCCUACCUAUUCACUAUCGUCAACACUCUCCAGGGCCUCUUUAUUUUCAUGGUCUACUGUGUUUCCAAUCGCCAGGUGAGGGAUGAAGUUCGGAAAUGGUUCAUCAAAACAAGCACAUACUCGACCAGCAACACCUCAAAUAUUCAGUUAAGUUCUCUUGAGGAUGUGGGCUUCACGGUAACCUGCGACAGAUCCUAUCUGGACCUGGGGGCUUGUCCACCCUCACGCCUUGUAGAAUACCCAACACGUCCCCGCUUCUUGUGCCAACUUGACCUGGAGUAA
Messenger RNA from Stegostoma tigrinum, 2541 nucleotides. Its product is annotated as adhesion G protein-coupled receptor E1-like. The coding region runs from base 1 to 2541 and encodes 846 amino acids. Lineage: Eukaryota; Metazoa; Chordata; Chondrichthyes; Orectolobiformes; Stegostomatidae. Gene Ontology annotation, cellular component: membrane. Gene Ontology annotation, molecular function: calcium ion binding; G protein-coupled receptor activity. Gene Ontology annotation, biological process: cell surface receptor signaling pathway; adenylate cyclase-activating G protein-coupled receptor signaling pathway. The record is from RefSeq and is a predicted model, not a curated record. The transcript is spliced from 21 exons.